Dibothriocephalus latus is the source of this 402-nucleotide messenger RNA. The record is from the annotation of a GenBank genome assembly. NCBI's taxonomy places the organism in Eukaryota, Metazoa, Platyhelminthes, Cestoda, Diphyllobothriidea, Diphyllobothriidae.
AUGGGUUCUGCCAAUCCUCAGCUUGUCACGUGCUUUGCCAAGUUGGAUCUGGCUGAUGCCUACUUGCAGGUCGAAGUCGCUCCAGUGUCGCGCGAAUUGCUGACGAUAAACACACACCGUGGUCUGUUCAUGUACACCAGAUCAUCCUUUGGUGUCAAGAGCGCUCUGGCCCCGCCCCAGCAAAUAAUACUCUCCGGCGUUCCUGGUAUGGCUGGGUACCUGGACUACAUAACCGUCAUGGGUCCCUCCCCAGCUGAGCUCCGAGAACGAGAGUGCACAGUAUUUGAACGCGUGCUGGAAUAUGGCUCCCGAUUGCGUGCCGACAAGUGUCAAUUUUUCCUCGAGGCUGUGGGAUGCGAGAUAGUCCUGCAAGAACCUGAGAUAGGAGUAUCCCAACUGUGA